This is a messenger RNA of Larimichthys crocea (large yellow croaker), 2574 nucleotides long. Its product is annotated as beta-1,3-galactosyltransferase 1. Gene Ontology annotation, cellular component: Golgi membrane. The transcript is spliced from 5 exons. Gene Ontology annotation, biological process: protein O-linked glycosylation. The coding region runs from base 661 to 1647 and encodes 328 amino acids. Gene Ontology annotation, molecular function: N-acetyl-beta-D-glucosaminide beta-(1,3)-galactosyltransferase activity. The record is from RefSeq and is a predicted model, not a curated record. NCBI's taxonomy places the organism in Eukaryota, Metazoa, Chordata, Actinopteri, Sciaenidae.
CCUUCAUGCCACGCCCCCUCCUCCCCUCCUCAGCACCUCUCUCUCUCCACGAGCGUGCGGCGCGAGCAGCAGACGGUUGAGCAGAAGAGGAAUCCGCGCGGCGUGGAACGGACGGAGCUCGGCGUCCGUGGGGGGGACAAGUUGUAAACGACACGGACACGGACACGGACACGGAGAACAAAACCGACUCAGAUUCUCCAUCCUCCGCUCCAUGGACCCACCUUCAAACCACACGGCUCCCAGGCUGGACGUUCCUGUGAGUCGACAGCAGCACACUGGCUGGAUUACGAAAGAGAUGCUGGAUGGGGAGACGGAGCCUGUAUUGCUUUGAACGAGAGCCAGCUGUGUCAGACUGAAGUUCACAGAGAAACUGAAUGGCUGCAAUCCUGUAAGGGCAGAUGCUGUCACAGAGAGCUGAAAGCGAUCCUGGGAGCUGCGAUGGGACACAGUAAGGCCGCGGGCACGAUAAGAAAUCUCAGGAGCUCUCCUUUUCAAUCACAACACCGACACUAGACAGUAAAGAGGCGUCCAUCAUCCGAAUUUAAUGUCGUCGCGGAUGCAGCCGCAAGCUGCGCCGCCACGUCUGAGUCAUCCCAUGGAGGCGCCGCCUCAACGUUUCCAACGCUGCUGCCACUGGUAACGACAGCCAAGUGAACAGCGAUGCCUUCUAAGGUCUCCUGCUUAUACUUGCUGACAGUGGUUUGCUGGGCCAGCGCUCUGUGGUACCUGAGUGUGUCCCGCCCCUCCACGUCCUACGGGGGCCAGAUGACCAUCCCCGUACGCAAAGCGCCCAAGGCCAACAAGAACUCCACCUUCAGCAACAUCCGCACGCGCUCGCUCAACCCGCACGACUUCGGCUACCUCAUCAACGAGGACAAGAAGUGCGAGGCGGAGCCACCGUUCCUCGUCAUUCUGAUCAGCACCACCCACAAGGAAUUCGACGCCCGUCAGGCCAUCAGAGAGACAUGGGGUGACGAGAGCACCUUUCCGGACGUGCGCGUGGUCACGCUCUUCUUGUUGGGCCGCAGCACUGAUGGUGUCCUCAACCAGAUGGUGGAGCAGGAGAGUCAGAUCUUUCACGACAUCGUGGUGGAGGAUUUUAUUGACUCUUACCACAACCUGACGCUCAAGACGCUGAUGGGCAUGCGCUGGGUGGCCACGUUUUGCUCUAAGGCUCAGUAUGUCCUCAAGACGGACAGUGACAUCUUUGUCAACAUGGAGAACCUCAUCUACAACCUCUUGAAGCCCACCACCAAGCCCAGGAGGAGGUACUUCACUGGCUACGUCAUCAACGGCGGGCCAAUCAGAGACAUGCGCAGCAAGUGGUACAUGCCCAGGGAUCUGUACCCAGAGAGCAAGUACCCGCCCUUCUGCUCCGGCACCGGCUACGUCUUCUCGGCGGACGUUGCCGAGCUCAUAUACAAAACCUCCUUACACACCAGGCUGCUGCACCUGGAGGACGUGUACGUCGGCGUGUGCCUCCGUAAGCUAGGCAUCCACCCUUUCCAGAACAGCGGCUUCAACCACUGGAAGAUGGCCUACAGCCUUUGCCGCUACCGCCGGGUGGUCACCGUCCACCAGAUCUCCCCCGAGGAGAUGCACCGCAUCUGGAACGACAUGACCAGCAAGAAACACCUUAAAUGUUAGCAGGAGUUUGAGCGUCGGGGAGCGUCUCAUCUCGUCCCCUGCCUCUCCAUCAUUGGCAAAUACUGUACAGCACGUAGCACUGAGCUGAAGGAACAGUAUUGACGAAGCAUCCAGGACUUUGUCCGGGCAUUGAUCGCUUUGCCCAGGGGAUGUCUAUACUGCAAGGCCAAAGCAAAACUCCUCUGUAUUCUCUCCGUCUCCUCCCUCACUUCGAGGUGUUUAUGAGACUCACAAAAAAACAGGCACAACGUUGGAAAUAUGUUUUUCAAAAAUAUGUGCAAAAAUGUUCAGCCAGUUGGUUGUCAUUGCCAGCAGCGCUCUGAUUUUUACAGGAAAAUACAAGACGGGAAGCGGGGAGGCUCGUGUUAAAGCGCUCGUUUAUACACUGUCCCCAGUUACUUCACUGCAGAUUACACGAAUGCCGACACACUUCUUUGAACCCAGACGUUCACCUCUCGGGUUAAACACAAGCUCUCUAAUUAUGAAUGUUCCUCAUGUUUUCUCAGUUGUUGUACUUUCUGAAGGUUUAAAUGUUGGAUGUACUGUCUGGCACCGCAGCAGCUGUCGACGCCAUCGUCAAGGAAAGCGGCCACAUUAAUGACCCGACGCUUCUCUUCUUUUCAGAAUAUUUUCUUACAAAACACAUCCACAGGUCUUUGUAUUGUGCAAUGAAAAAAGUACGUCGGACGGCGUGAAGAUAUUAGCUGCUUGCAUUCCCACGUGAAUGUUACUUCUGUUAAUGUGUGAUGUGCAGUUAUUUGUCUGAGGCAGCGCUGCCAGCAGCCUGCAGACUAUUCUAUUUUCUAUUACUUGAACAUGAAGAACAAAAUGUACUGUAAGGCGGUGUGUGCUGAGGACAAAGAUUACAUUUCUGGAGUGCUUUCUUCUUUUCAUUUACUUCAGACUAAAUAAACCGCUUUUAUAAGA